Messenger RNA from Meira miltonrushii, 1734 nucleotides. RefSeq names its product FAD/NAD(P)-binding domain-containing protein. NCBI's taxonomy places the organism in Eukaryota, Fungi, Basidiomycota, Exobasidiomycetes, Exobasidiales, Brachybasidiaceae. The transcript has a single exon. Bases 78 to 1679 code for a protein of 533 amino acids. Gene Ontology annotation, molecular function: N,N-dimethylaniline monooxygenase activity; NADP binding; flavin adenine dinucleotide binding. The record is from RefSeq and is a predicted model, not a curated record.
AGACAAUUACCAAAUACUAAAAACAACUUACUCUUCUUCUGACUUCAUCUUCUCUAUAGACUGACACUGUUUUCAAGAUGCGAAUAUGCAUAGUAGGAGCAGGCUCAGCCGGCAUGACAAUGGCAAAACAAAUACUGGAUGCUAGGAAACAAUUUAAGCAAGGGAUCGAAUUCAUUCUUUUCGAAAGACGUGACGAAGUAGGAGGAAUAUGGCAGCAUGAGAAGGAUAUUAAAGAUCCAAUACUAUGCUGGGAACAAGAUGACACUUCACUACUUCCUUGCUCCAAAAGUGCUCGACAAAAAAGAAGGCUUAGACUUAAAUGGCAAGAAGCAUGGCCGCCAGGAGCAAUGUUUGAAGGAUUACGUACAAACAUUCCAUGUGAUCUGAUGAGCUAUCGUGAUAGUUUGUUUAGAGAUGGAACAGAUUUAUACCCAUCACGCGAGACUGUACAAGAAUAUCUAGAGAAGUAUGCGGAUCAGCAUGAGCUAAGGAGAAAUGUCAAAUUUUCAACAACAAUCGAACGUAUAAUCAAAGAUGAACGUUCAAAUGGAUGGUCAGUAACAUACAAUUCGAACGGCGGUAAUCAACAAAGCACUACUGAACAAUUCACACACCUCGUCUUAGCCCAUGGUCGAUGUAGUGUGCCCAAUAUACCCAAUAUAGAAGGGAUCACAACAUUCUCUGGGCGGAUAUUGCAUUCGGCGUGGUAUAGAGAUCCCACGUUGCUCCUCAAAGAAGGUGAGCCAAAGCGGAUAUUGAUUGUGGGAAAUGCAUCAAGUGGAAUGGAUAUAGCGAGAGAGUUGUCUGGAUUCAUCACUCGCAAUCUACCCUGCGGAUUCAAUCCGAAGCAAUGGUUAGACCAAUGUCAAAAAGAUCCAUUCGAAGUUCUUUCAUCUUGGCAUUCUCCAGAAAAGCCGCCUCCGAUGGAUUAUAAUCCAUUAGAUCCGGAAUCGCCAGCAUGGUGCAAGAGGAUCAAAGUUGUGGAAAGCAUUGAAUCUAUACAAGGAGAUCGCAUUCACUUGGCAGAUGGUUCAAUCCUAAGCGAUAUCCCACUUAUAAUCUUUGCUACUGGAUUCUUGUUCGAUAAUGCCUUCUUGGAUCAAACGGCCGGUAUGUUGAAUAAGUACCCUCUUUUGCCUCCUUCAAGUCACCCGUCCCGCAUAGGAUUCCCGUCUGCUUCAGUAUAUAACCUAGACGAUUGGUUCUUAUGUCAUUCAAAGGAUGAAACGCUCGCUAUGCUAGGAUUGCCGAUCACCGUUGUGCCUUUCCCAUUUACAGAAAUACAGGCUAUGUAUUUGAUUCAUCGUUGGUUGGAUAAAGCGCCAAAGUUACCAUUUCUAGACAGAAGCAUUCCGCCUACGGAUGAGCAAAGGUGGCGCUCAGAACGAAAAGACGCAAACGUGAACGGUCACUCUGAUGAUCAAGAAGUCAUCCUGAAUACUACUCCUCACACGUUCGGUAAACCUUCCGAUCAGGUUUAUUUGGACAGGUUGAUUUCCAUGUUGCAGCUCGUGGAUAAAGAAGCAGGCAAAGAAGUUCCAUGGAAGUCAGAUUAUUCGAGUGACGGGAAGGGGCAUGGCUUCCCUAAAGGACCUGAAGCACGUUUUGCUACUUCUCCAUGGCGAACAGAAAGACGAAAUGCAGGAAGGCUACUUCGUCGUGAAACAUUAGGAUAUUAAGAGACACUUGCAUUGCAUUGAAUAGAUCUAAUGUACAUUUUGUACAUUAUCUCCA